AUGUCGGAUUCGGAGAAUGCUGAGCAGGGCCUUCAGACUCGUAAGGAGGAAGAGGAUCCCGUGAUCAAUGGCGGAGACGAAGACAAAGUACCAAGCGAUGAAGAAGAAGGGGAAGACGUGUUCGAUUCAUCGGACGAUGAAGAUGAGGAAGAUGAUGAGGAGGAGGCAAGAACCGUGAAAGAAGGAUUCAUCGUUGACGAUGAAGAUGAGGAUGGCGAAAUAGGUGCAUCCAAUAAGAAAAGAAGAAAACAUAAAAGAAAGCACAGAGAAACGGAAGAGGACGAUAGGCUAUCAGAGGACGAUCUGGAUCUUUUGAUGGAAAAUGCAGGUGUGAAGCGUCCCACUUCUAGUACUUCAGCAGGAAAAUUGAAGAGAUUAAAAAGAGCUGGUGAUCAAGACGAUACACAGCGUGGAGAAUCCGCAACGGAAGCACCAUCUAAGGACGGCUCAGAUUCCCAUCUUCAAGAUUUCUUCUCUGAUGACGAAGAAGAAAAUGAAAAUAAGGGCGACAAGGACGGUUUGAGAACUGAUCGUGAGGAUGAGGAGAUGGACAAUGAAAGGCAUCGUUCCUCCAACAAGAGCGGUAUCCUUGAUGAGCUGGACGACUUCAUUGAGGACGAUGAAUUCUCGGACGAAGACGAAGAGACAAGAUUACAGAGACUCGAGGAAAGAAAGCUUUUAAGGGAGCAAAGGAUGCAGCAACCAGUACAUAUAACGGGCCUCUCAUCAGAUAAAAUUGACGAGAUGUAUGAUAUUUUUGGUGAUGGACAUGACUAUGAUUGGGCACUGGAAAUCGAAAACGAAGAACUGGAUCAAGGCACUUUGGAUGAAACAGCCGCAGACGAAAACGAAGAAAGCGAUGAACUUGGUGCGACAAAGGCCUCCAAAAAGAAAAUCACGCUACAGGACAUUUAUGAUUUACAAGAUUUAAAGAGAAAUUUAAUGACCGAGGAAGAUAUGGUUAUAAGAAGGACUGAUAUUCCUGAAAGAUUUCAAGAGUUGAGGGCCGGUCUAUCUCAGUACAUUGAAUUAUCGGAGGAAGAUCAAGAACUGGAAAAGAAUUGGAUUAGCGAUAAAAUCUCUAUCGAUAAGAACUUUGAUCUUUCAUACGAUCUCACAGAAUUCAAAGAAUGCGUAAGCAAUGCGAUUAAGUUCAUAGCUCAUGAGAAUUUAGAGGUCCCUUUCAUCUAUGCUUAUCGUCGUAAUUACAUAUCUUCAAAAGACAAAGAUGGGUUCGUAUUAAACGAAGAUGAUUUAUGGGAAAUUGUUGGUUUAGAUAUUGAAUUUCACAGUAUCAUAGAUAAAAGAGAAUAUGUGAAAAGCUUCUAUCAAGAAUUGAAUGUCACAGAUCCUAUCGUUGAUGAAUAUUUCAGAAAUCAGAGUAAUGCAUCCACAGCUGAACUCAAUUCGUUGCAAGAUAUUUAUAAUUUUCUCGAAUUCAAGUAUGCUCAUGAGAUUAAUGAUAUGUUGUUGAGACAUUCAGGCAAAAAGCACUUGAAAAAUUCAAGUUAUGAAAAGUUCAAAUCAAGUGCGCUCUAUCAAGCAAUUAAUGACGUUGGUAUUACCGCAGAUCAAGUUGGUGAAAAUAUCAGUACACAACACCAAAUCCAUACUCCAGUCGACCACCCCACUUUGAAGCCUCAAGAGGCAGUAGAAUCCAUUUUAAAUGCUAAUAGUGCUGAUCUUCAAGUCUUCACCUCCAAUACAAAAUUAGCGUUAGAUACUGUGAAAAAAUACUACGCUCUGGAACUUUCAGAGAACACAAAAAUCAGGGAAAAGGUCAGGACUGAUUUUUACAAAUACUAUCUCGCCGAUGUAGUCUUAACUUCAAAGGGUAAAAGAGAAAUACAGAGGGGAUCAAUUUAUGAGGAUAUUAAAUAUGCCAUCAACAGGACUCCAAUGCAUUUCCGGAGAGAGCCAGACGUCUUUUUACGUAUGCUGGAAGCCGAGGCGCUCAAUUUACUAACAGUCAGACUUCAUAUGUCCUCGCAGGCUCAGUAUGUUGAUCAUAUGUUCCAGGUUGCUCUGGAAACUACAAACACUUCUCUUUCAGCAACAGAAUGGAAUAGUUUUCGUAGAUCUGCUUUUGGUCAGGCAAUGGAUAAGAUAUUUGCCGACAUUUCUCGUGAAAUUAAGGAUGAUUUGUCCAAAAAAUGUGAAAAGUUGGUAUCAAAGACAAUCCGCCAUAAAUUCAUGACAAAACUGGACCAGGCUCCUUUUAUUCCUAAUCCAAAGGAUCCAAAAAUUCCAAAAGUUUUGACUUUGACUUGUGGCCAAGGUAGGUUUGGUUCAGAUGCCAUCAUUGCUGUAUACUUGAACCGUAAAAGUGAUUUUGUGAAGGAUUUCAAAAUAGUGGAUAACCCAUUCGACCGUGGCAAUCCUGAGAAGUUUGAAGAAACGUUGGAUGAUAUAAUUCAGAGUUGUCAACCUAAUGCCAUUGGUAUCAAUGGUCCAAAUCCUAAGACUCAAAAGUUUUACAAGCGAGUUCAGGAAGUUCUGCAUAAGAAACAAAUUGUUGAUAGCAGAGGGCAUACGAUUCCUCUCAUCUAUGUAGAAGACGAAGUUGCAAUUCGUUAUCAAAAUUCAGAUCGGGCUGCCCAGGAAUUUCCAAAUAAACCUCCAUUGGUAAAAUAUUGUAUUGCCUUAGCACGUUAUAUGCAUUCGCCUUUAUUGGAGUAUGGGAACUUAUCUGAGGAAGAAUUAACAUCCUUGGCUAUUCAUCCACAUCAAUCGCUGCUUCCGCGUGAGAAGCUUGUCAAAGCUUUGGAAACUGCAUUUGUCGAUAUUGUCAAUUUGGUUGGUGUAGAGGCUAACAAAGCUACAGAUAACAGCUAUUAUGCCAGUGUUUUAAAAUACAUUGCAGGAUUUGGGAAACGUAAAGCUAUUGAUUUUCUAGAGUCUCUGCAAAGAUUAAACGAACCUUUACUUGCCCGCCAGCAACUCAUAACUCACAAUAUUUUACACAAGACUAUAUUCAUGAAUUCUGCAGGGUUUCUGUAUAUAUCUUGGAAUGAAAAGAAGCAGAGAUACGAAGAUUUAGAACACGACCAAUUAGAUAGCACCAGAAUCCAUCCCGAAGACUACCAUUUAGCUACUAAGGUGGCUGCCGAUGCCCUGGAAUACGAUCCCGAUGCUAUUGCUGAGAAGGAGGAACAGGGAACCAUGAGCGAAUUUAUCGAGAUCCUGAGGGAGGACCCAGAUCGAAGAUCUAAACUAGAAUCUCUAAAUCUCGAUUCUUAUGCGGAGGAGCUGGAAAAAAACACUGGUCAAAAGAAACUAAACAAUUUAAAUACGAUUGUUUUAGAGCUCCUGGAAGGGUUUGAAGAAUUGAGAAAUGAUUUCCAUCCAUUACAUGGUGAAGAAAUAUUUCAGAGUCUGACCGGCGAGAACGAAAAGACAUUCUUUAAAGGUGCAAUUGUUCCUGUUAGAAUCGAAAGAUUCAGACAUAAUGACAUACUAUGCCUAACGAAUUCCCAGGUUGACUGUAUAGUGAACGCACAAAGACAUGCUGGUGUUCAAUACAAAAGGCCUCCGAGCGAACUAUAUGAGAUCGGUAAAACAUACAGAUCUAAGAUUAUUUUUAUUGACUAUGAAAAUAUCACGGCAGAAGUGUCUCUUUUGGAACAUGAUAUCAAACAUCAAUACGUACCAAUCACAUUUAGUAAAGAUCCAUCGAUAUGGGAUUUGAAGCAAGAAUUGGAGGACUCAGAAGAGGAGAAAAAGAUCACUAUGGCAGAAGCUCGUGCUAAAAGAACUCAUCGUGUUAUUAAUCAUCCUUACUACGUGCCAUUCAAUGGCAAGCAGGCAGAAGAUUACCUGAGAAGUAAGGAACGUGGUGAUUUUGUCAUCAGACAGUCUAGCAGAGGUGAUGAUCAUUUGGUUAUUUCUUGGAAAUUGGAUAAAGACUUAUUUCAACACAUAGAUAUUCUGGAACUAGAGAAGGAGAAUCCCCUUGCAUUAGGAAAGAUAUUAGUUGUGGAAGGUCAAAAAUACCACGAUUUAGAUCAAGUUAUUGUUGAAUGCUUGCAAAACAAAGUUAGACUCCUGAAUGAAAUCACAUCCAAUGAAAAAUUCAAAAGCGGUAAUAAAAAAGAUGUCGUGAAGUUUAUUGAAGAUUAUUCCAAGGUCAAUCCAAACAAAUCAGUUUACUAUCUUUCCUUUAACUAUAAUAAUCCAGGUUGGUUUUAUCUAAUGUUUAAAGUUAACGCACAGAGUCCUCUAUACACUUGGAAUGUCAAAUUGACGCAUACCGGGUUUUUCCUUGUGAACUAUAAUUACCCAAGUGUCAUCCAAUUGUGCAAUGGUUUCAAAACAUUACUGAGAUCAAGUACGAAUAGAAAUAAAACUGCUACCUAUCAUUAG
Messenger RNA from Zygotorulaspora mrakii, 4362 nucleotides. RefSeq names its product chromatin-remodeling histone chaperone SPT6 (gene SPT6). The transcript has a single exon. Lineage: Eukaryota; Fungi; Ascomycota; Saccharomycetes; Saccharomycetales; Saccharomycetaceae. Gene Ontology annotation, biological process: nucleosome organization; mRNA transcription by RNA polymerase II; transcription elongation-coupled chromatin remodeling. Bases 1 to 4362 code for a protein of 1453 amino acids. The record is from RefSeq and is a predicted model, not a curated record. Gene Ontology annotation, molecular function: nucleosome binding; histone binding; DNA binding. Gene Ontology annotation, cellular component: transcription elongation factor complex.